AUGAAAUUAUCCUUUGAAGCAUUAGGGGUUUGUCUGGCUUGGUUGUUGGGCUGGGGUGGCGACAUGACUAUAGCCGAUGACGUAACAGCAGCAGAGUAUGACAAGUGCAUUCAGACGAGUAAUGGUCGGAUGUUUUUGGAUAAUGCCAUUUGGUAUGAUACUAAUCCAAACUGCAGACAGAUAAACUAUAAUAAUAGGGUGAUACUUGACGCUACCGGACUGUCUAAACGGCAUUUAGGGUAUUGGGAGGAUUUGCUGGCCUCCGGAUUACUAAGUGAGUCCGACGCCACCCCAAUUAUUGGAAUGAUAGAUAAUUGCCACAUAAUUGACGAGCCGGAUAUUAAGAGGUGCGAUUUUGACCCUGAGAAGGAUUCUCUAUCAUAUGCGUUGGAUGCGACUGUAAAGGAGCUUGAUUUUUGCCAUAAACGGGCUUGUGACUAUGCCGCAAGACUUGGAAACAUAACUAAGAGUACUACGGGGUCUAAAAUUAUGUCUUUGAUUAACUCCAGUUUGGUGUAUAGAAGUAAUCGUAGGAUCAGAGUACUUGAAGAGGAUGUUCUUAAGGAUUAUUUGAAGUGGUUGUUUUACUAUAAUCCGUUCAAGCCACUGGAUUUUACUGAGGAUGAUAUCAAAAAAGCGGUUGAGGUUUGGAAGAGACUGAUAAAUGAGCCUUCGUCAUACAUCACAAACCACUGUGCUGAGCACCAACUUAGACACUUCUUGUACGAUGUACUAAAGAUAAAGCUACUGGCCUCUAGCUUUUUAAACCUUUCUAAUACCGAACAGGACAUCUAUGUCAAUGGUACAAUUCCCAGAGCAAAUAAGGGCGUUAUGAAUGCUAUCUUGCAACUGAACGUUAUUGCUAUCAUAAAAAGCAUGCCAACGCACGAAGCAGCCCAGAAGAUAUACAGAGAUCUAGAGCCGAUUACUCAACUAGGAUGGUGGUAUUAUGAGCAAUUUAAAGCAACUGACCUUAAGUACCGGUUGGAGGAGUUCCUUAAUAGUAUGUCUCCGCAGUAUAGAGCUUUAGAGUUUCCGCUCGAGCAGAUUAAGCAAUGGGCAGAGGACAUGAGAGCAGUAGCAGCCCAUUUUGAACUUACACUGAAUAAAACCAAGCGAUUGCAAGCUGAGAUUAAGCCAUACUUAGCCAAAAACAUGACAGCCAGCAGUAUUCAUGAAUGUGUAGAAUAUGUAGCUAGCUCCUCAUCUAUUUCCUCGCCCAAUCCUUGGUGGCUGCCCAAUUCUCCCAUCUUUCAUGUAGCCAUAUGCAGCCUGUUCUGGGCCCGUCUCACUCAUCUACUUGAACUAUCUUCUUGA
Messenger RNA from Nematocida homosporus, 1317 nucleotides. RefSeq lists its product as uncharacterized. Lineage: Eukaryota; Fungi; Microsporidia. The record is from RefSeq and is a predicted model, not a curated record. The transcript has a single exon. The coding region runs from base 1 to 1317 and encodes 438 amino acids.